UGUGAUUCUAACCUUUUCAUUUACUUGUACCAAUUAGUAUGCAUUUUUAUUUUCUCUCUCUCAAAUUUUUUUAUAAAACACUGUCUCAACACUCAAUAGUCCCUCAAUUCUCUUAUUCGUGGCCAAAUAAAUUCAAUCCCUCCAUUUCUCUCUCACUAUCAGUGUCAUAGGCUUGGUCUGAGAGAGAGAGAGAAAUGAGUUUCAGGGAUGAGAACGAAGAAGGGAGGGAUCUCAGGAAGCCAUUCUUGCACACUGGGAGUUGGUAUCGUAUGGGGUCAAGGCAGUCCAGUAUGAUGGGCUCGUCUCAGGUCAUUCGUGACAGCUCUAUCUCUGUCGUAGCUUGUGUUUUGAUUGUCGCUUUAGGACCAAUCCAGUUUGGUUUCACUUCUGGGUAUUCAUCACCUACUCAAUCCGCAAUCACUUUGGAUCUUGGGCUUUCGGUUUCAGAGUUUUCUUUAUUUGGCUCUUUAUCCAAUGUGGGUGCAAUGGUUGGGGCAAUAGCAAGCGGUCAGAUUUCCGAAUAUGUUGGUCGAAAAGGGUCCUUAAUGAUUGCUGCCAUACCAAAUAUUAUUGGAUGGCUUGCCAUAUCCUUUGCCAGAGAUUAUUCAUUUCUCUACAUGGGAAGACUGUUGGAAGGGUUUGGUGUGGGAAUAAUAUCUUAUACGGUUCCUGUGUACAUAUCUGAGAUAGCACCUCAGAACAUGAGAGGUGGUUUGGGUUCAGUGAACCAGCUUUCAGUCACCAUUGGAAUAAUGCUGGCUUAUGUGCUGGGACUUUUUGUUGAAUGGAGAAUACUGGCAGUUUUAGGUAUGCUGCCAUGUACAAUAUUAAUACCUGGUCUGUUUUUCAUUCCUGAAUCUCCUAGAUGGCUGGCAAAAAUGGGUAUGACAGAAGAAUUUGAAGCUUCUUUGCAAGUUCUCCGGGGGUUUGAUACUGAUAUUUCCAUUGAAGUAAAUGAAAUCAAGAGAUCUGUAGCAUCAACAAGCAAAAGGUCAACUAUCCGGUUUGCGGAACUCAAACAAAGAAGAUAUUGGUUUCCUCUGACGAUUGGAAUUGGAUUACUUGUUCUGCAACAGCUUAGUGGAAUCAAUGGUGUCCUAUUCUAUUCCAGUACCAUCUUUGAAACUGCUGGGGUUACAUCAAGCAAUGCGGCUACGUGUGGACUUGGUGCUGUUCAGGUCCUUGCCACUGGAGUGACUCUAUGGUUCGUGGACAGAUCAGGGCGCCGGCUUCUUCUUAUUAUUUCUUCCUCUGGAAUGACCGUUAGCCUCCUAAUUGUUGCAGCAUCAUUCUAUCUAAAGGAUUUUGCAUCGGAGGAUUCUACUUUUUAUAACGUAUUGGGCAUUGUUUCAGUGGUUGGAGUUGUGGCAAUGGUAGCGACCUUUUCACUAGGAAUUGGAGCCAUUCCAUGGAUUAUAAUGUCAGAGAUUCUUCCAAUCAAUAUUAAGGGCCUUGCCGGAAGUAUUGCAACGCUUGCCAACUGGUUCAUUGCCUGGGUGGUGACCAUGACUGCAAACUUACUCUUGGACUGGAGCAGUGCAGGAACCUUCACCAUUUAUAUGGUAUUGUGUGCCUUUACUGUGGUAUUUGUUACACUUUGGGUCCCUGAAACUAAAGGGAGAGCUCUGGAAGAGAUUCAGUUUUCCUUCAGAUAAAAUUUUCCUCUUUCUUUUUGUUUUCACCUUUUUUAUUAGAAGAAACAAAUUUCUGCGAUUCCAAUUUUGCAAUGAUUCUGCAGAUCCUGUGCGAUGUAAACAUGUAUAUCUUUUGCCCAUGCAUAAAGACAGCUUUUUCAGUGAGCUGUGUGUUUCUACAAA
Quercus robur (English oak) is the source of this 1817-nucleotide messenger RNA. RefSeq names its product sugar transporter ERD6-like 6. The record is from RefSeq and is a predicted model, not a curated record. Gene Ontology annotation, molecular function: sugar transmembrane transporter activity. Bases 195 to 1655 code for a protein of 486 amino acids. Gene Ontology annotation, biological process: carbohydrate transport; transmembrane transport. Lineage: Eukaryota; Viridiplantae; Streptophyta; Magnoliopsida; Fagales; Fagaceae. The transcript is spliced from 18 exons. Gene Ontology annotation, cellular component: membrane.